AUGGAAAAAGGAGCACCUCCUAGCAUCUUUGUGAAUGAUGGGUCCUUCAUGGAAAGAUUCAGACAACUUCAACAGGAAAAAGAUACAGAGAAGGAUAAUAAGGUUGCCCAUGUAGAUGAUUCUAAGCCUGUGAAGAUAAUAUCUGGGAUUUCAAAUCCCAAGCCUUCUGCUAGUAAAAUUUCCAUUGGGUUAAAGACCAAUGAUGCCCAGAAGAAAGGUGGUAAGCUUGCUUUCAGUUUGAAACAAAAGUCUAAGCUUCUUGCACCUCCUGUAAUGCUUGGCUCAGAAGAAGAUGAGGAUGAGGGUGAUGCGAACAAUGAUCAAGGCUUUGGUUCUUCAAAGCGUCAAAAGGGGUUUCUGUUCUAUAUACCAAGUGCUCCAGGAGGGUUAUCAACAAUUAUGCCAUAUGAUGUCAAGAAUCCUGAGUCACCACCUUCGCCCAGUGAUCCUACUGUGAAGAAAGUUGCUGAUAAACUAGCAAGCUUUGUUGCUAAGCAUGGAAGGCCCUUUGAGCAUAUUACACGGCAAAAAAAUCCCGGGGAUACACCAUUUAAAUUUCUUUUUGACGAAAGCUGUGCGGACUACAAGUACUAUGCAUUCAGGCUGGCUGAAGAGGAAAAAUCUAUUUCACAAACCAAGGAAUCUGGUGUUCUUCACAGUGGUGAUUCAGGGCCGCGGGCAUCUGCAGCAGCAAUCACUUUGCAAAAGCCAGCUCAGCAACAAACAGGUUAUCAGAUCCCUGCCUCUGCUCUCUACGAUGCCCCUGAGGAACCUAGAGCUUCCUCUAGAUCUGCUCAAGCAUCAAUUACAAGACCUAGCAACAGUGACUCCUUUAGUGGGUCGAGGGCUGCAGACCCUAUAUCAAUGAUGGAGUUUUACAUGAAGAAGGCUGCCCAAGAAGAGAAGAUGAGACGUCCUAGACAGUCAAAAGAUGAAAUGCCCCCGCCAGCUUCACUUCAAGGCCCAUCCGCAACUCCCUCCACAGACCCUGGAAAGAGAGGUCAUCAUAUGGGUGAUUAUAUCCCAGUUGAGGAGCUAGAUAAGUUCCUUGCAAAGUGUAACGAUGCAGCUGCACAAAAAGCCACAAAGGAGGCAGCGGAGAAGGCCAAGAUCCAAGCAGAUAAUGUUGGACAUAAGCUCUUGUCAAAAAUGGGUUGGAAAGAAGGUGAAGGUAUAGGAAGCUCUAGAAAGGGUAUGGCAGACCCUAUAAUGGCAGGGGAUAUUAAGACGAACAACUUGGGAGUUGGGGCUUCUGCUCCAGGAGAGGUUAAGCCUGAGGAUGAUAUUUACGAACAGUACAAGAAGCGAAUGAUGCUGGGUUACAAACACAGACCUAAUCCCCUGGGAAAUCCCAGGAAGGCGUAUUAUUAA
Molecule: messenger RNA, 1371 nt
Organism: Arabis nemorensis
Lineage: Eukaryota; Viridiplantae; Streptophyta; Magnoliopsida; Brassicales; Brassicaceae
Source: the annotation of a GenBank genome assembly